Messenger RNA from Octopus sinensis (East Asian common octopus), 5618 nucleotides. RefSeq lists its product as uncharacterized. The record is from RefSeq and is a predicted model, not a curated record. The transcript has 5 exons. Lineage: Eukaryota; Metazoa; Mollusca; Cephalopoda; Octopoda; Octopodidae. The coding region runs from base 423 to 5618 and encodes 1731 amino acids.
CUUUUCCUUUGUCUUUUUCUUAUUUUAAUUUUCUGUUUCCAGUUCUUCAUUUUGCUUUCUCUUGUUUAUAUUCUAGCAAUCUACGGCUUUGAUGAUACCAUGUAGCAUUAUUUCGCCAUAUUACCCUUUCAAAUAAUUUGCUUUCUUGAUUUUUGAAGAAUUUAUAUAUCUUCCCUAAUAAUGUGAUUUAAGGGUGAUUUGGCUGAUAUUUCCAAUAAGUUGAGUGAAGAUAUUGAAACGCUGUCAUUGACUUAAGAAUUUUCCAGUACCCGAGAGGACAAGUUGAAGACACCAAAGUUGUAUAAAGAACAGAAGCAUCAAGGCCAGCAUCAGCUGCAGUAUAAACAGCAUCAAUAUCAAGUAAAAAAAGAUGUAUUUUACGCAAGAUGUUGUCUUGAAGCACAAAGAAAACACUUGGUCAAAUGGACAGGCAUAAGUCUUAUUCUUGGUUAAACCCUGAGAAGGAUUUCAUAUCUCAACUGGCAUCAAGACUGAAAUUUUUGCAAUUCAAACAAUGGAACAGGUGGAAUUUAAGGCAUACUUCAAAGUCAAAUUCCUUGUUAUUGCAAAGAUGGAAAACUUUAUGUAAACCAAGUGUUCCUGUGAAAAACACAAAGGAAACUGUUAAAGAAAAAGCUGCCAGACAUGGAUUUGAACCUAAUAUUGCUUUCCAAGGAGAGAAAAAGCAUAAGUGUAAUAUCCCAGUGAUUCAGAUGAGGAUUACUAUAAAGAAUGAUGGUGAUAAACCAAAGAAUACUUUUAAUCUGAAGGCUGAAAUAUCAUCAAAAUUUGCCGUGGAAUUGGAAAAUAUACUCACAAGUAUGACUGCACUUAAAUCAGAUGAAAUGCUUUACAAAGAGAAUGUAUCAAAGUUAGGAACCAGAACCUGCAUACAUGAAAAUUUUCAGACUGAGAAGUCAUUACAUUUUAAGAAAACAUUAAAUGCAUACCAGGAUGCUAGAAGUAGAUCCUCUUCUAAAUUAGAAGAAUCACCUGGCAUUAUGAUCGCAUCUUUUAAUAAAGAUCCUUUAAGAAAAGAAUCAACAUUUAUAAACAACAGUAGAAUGGAUAUCAGAAAGAUUGAAGAAUGUCAGCCAGAGCCUUACCAUAGAAAUAUGCUUGAAAGUAAUAAUACAGAAGGUACUAAAGCUGAAUAUGAUGGAAAAAUACUAAUUGAUGGUAAAACUUCAAUUGGUGGCAAAAUUCUAGUUCGUGGUAUAACAUUAAUUAAAGAUAAAAUUAUGGAUGAAGGGGAAACUAUGUCUGACGAGAAAAAUGAAUUUGUAGGUAAAUCAAACCCAGAAAGAAGAAAAAUAAAAGGAGGUGGAAUUCCAUGCAAAGGUAAACUAAGAACUACUUUAGGAUGCAAAAGUGAAGUGGACAAUAGGAGUAAAUUUGGUUGCGGUACUGAAUUUAGAGAUAAAACUGUAGCUGCAUCUACUUCUACACCCAGAAAUAAAAGAACAUCUAAUAUAAAACCCAGUGCUAAAUCUGUACUUGAAGAUGUAAUUGUAUUUGGAAGUAAGAUUAAAUCUAGUGCUGUCAGUUCAACCACAUCUCUUGAUAAGACUGAGAAUUGUGCAAAACCCUUAGUAGGUAGCAAAACCAUACCCAGCAGUAAAAAAAUAGUGAAAGGUAAAACCACAGCAACUGGUAGUACAACUGCAUUUCCCAGGAAGUCUGUGCUGGAACGUACAGCUGUAUUUGGUAUUAAAACACAAUUUGGAAGUACUAGUGAUCCAGGAGAAAAAUCAACAGGCAGAAAUGAAAGUGUGUUUGCUAACACACCAGAAGGAAAGGAAAAUAGAAUAAAGAUUAAAGGAAAAAAUGUAACUGGAAGUAAUGCUAUUAAAUGCAAAUCUACAGAUAAACAGAAAGCUUCAGCUGCAGUUUACACUCCAGCAGACAGUUUUAAAACUGUUAUAAGAAGUACACCUAUAAGAAAAAUAUCUUUUGUACAUCAAGAUUCAUCUAGAGAUAAAUAUAUAUCUAGAGAUAAAUCUGCAUAUACCAAUAAAUCUAUAUCUAGAGAUAAAUCUACAUCUGGAGGCAAAUUUACAUCUGGAGGUAAAUUUACAUCUGGAGCCAAAUCUACAACUGGAGAUAAAACUGGAUUGGGAGGCUCAUUUGUACCUAAAAGUAAAAUUGUAUCUAAAAGUAAAACUACAGCAAGUUCUAAUGACACAGCCAGAGCUAAGUCAACAGCAGGUAAUUCUACAUGUAGUAAUAAAAAAUAUUCAAUUGGUUAUAGUAUCCCAACUUCUGGUAAAACUAAUCCAAAGAGAAAUUCUGCUAAACCAGUCAUUCAAACGAAACUGAGAAACACAGUAAGAAAAGGAAAUACUUUUCAAAGAAAUGAAAAUUCAACACAAAAUUUUAGUGCUGAGUUUAUCACUGUCAUCAACUCUUCAGGUCUGCAAAUCAGUGAUGUCCAUGAUAUUGUAAGAAUGGAAAAUACUUUUGACAGAAAUGAUAAACCUUUGAAUAAUACUGCAAUAGAAAAUAUUCAUCCUAUAAACCUUUCAGAAACUUUGGAAGGCAAAGGUGUCAGCAAAAAUGUCAGGGGUGAUGAUAUUCUUCAAAGAAAUGAUAAAACUUUGAAGAAUGUUAAUACUUCAUACGUCACUCUUGCCAAGUCAACCGAUGCUUUGGAAGCCACUGGUAUCAAUGACCUAAGAGGGGAAAAUACUCUUCCCUUACCAUUGAAAGUUAAUAACAAACAAGAUACUCCUACUGAUACAUUAGAAGCUAUAGAAGUGUGUAAUGUUGAUGAAGUAAUGGACAGAUUAAAACCGAAAGAUAAAUAUGACUGUAAACUUUGGCUUGUACAUAUGAAACCGGUUCCUGAUGAGGAUCAAUACAGCCACAGAUAUUUACUAAUUCCACUGAUACCAUGUCCACCAGACAACAAAUCAAUAUCACAACAGACUGCUAACCUGAAAUCCACAAACAAUUUCACAUCAAUGAAGUCAACAAAGAGAACUCGAAAUUCUUCUGUUAGAUCAAAAGUUAGCCUCAAAAGUAAGAAGAAAGUGAAUUUUACAUCUCCAACCAGAGCAGAAAUUGUACCUCAGAUGAUACAAAGAAACAGGAGUAAAUUAAAAUAUGCAACCCAAAAAAUGACAGGGGGUAAAACUACAGAUACAGUGGAACAAAUGCAAGCAGAUGAGAGAAGGAAUUCUCAAAAACAAAUCAGUACGAAAAAGUCUCAAAGUUCAGUUAAGGAAGACUAUGUAAAUAACUUGAAAUCUAAGCAACAGACAUCUCAAGUACUGAGUAAUUUUAAAAAACAAACAAAUGACAUCAAAUCAGAAAACUUAGUUCGAUCAAAUAUUACAUUUAGAAUAAAAAAUGAAUGUGCCACAGAAGUUUCUCUUGGAAUAAAAUGCAUAUCUGAAGAAGCUCCUAGUCAAAGUAAGGAGAAUUUCUUGAAAUCAGAAGAGGUACCAAAUUACGUAAGUACAAAAGAGAAUGCAAUUGAUCUGAGAGAAGAAGAAGAACCAAACUGGAGCUUUUGGGAAAAGAAAAAAAAUGAAGACCAAAUUGAACUGCAAAAAAUAAGGAAUUUUCUUCAGUCAAAUACUUUCAGAAAUUCACCAUUUAUUUCUGAAAAAGUAAGAACAUUUUUGGCUAGGAAUGAUUCAGUAUCAACAGAAGAAAUGUAUGAACCAGAACUUAAAGAUAAAGAAAAUACAUUACAUCAUUCAACUAGUCUAACUGAACCAGAAAAACCACCUGAGAUGACAAGCGUACUGAAGACGAGCAGCCAAUGCUGUUCAAUAAAUGCAGGUGAAGAUAAUGUUUCUGUAAAUCUAGAAUCUUUAUCUAUGCCUGAAAUAGCUUCCAAAAUUAAAAACUCUAUAAAUAAGAUAAAGAACCUGUCUAAUCCAAACCAUGAAGUUCUGUGGAAAGAAAACUGUAAUUUGAAAACUGAACCAUAUGGAAGAAAUGCUUCCCAGCCAAAGAUUACAGGUGGAAGAAAGCAAAGCCUUCUGUGGCAUAAUAUGAGUGAGCCAACAUUGGCAUCACAGACAAAAGGAAAAUUGGAAUUGAAACAUAAUUUUAAAUCAAAUGAAGUUCAGAAGCCUCGUGAUAUAGGACAAGUAAAUAAAAUUAUUCCAGGUAAAAAGAAAGAAUUGAAAUUAAAGACUAUUCUCACAGGUAGAUUUUCUCAUGAUCCAUUGCCACUUCAGCUGAAAAAUCUAGCAAAACAUGAAGUUCUUUCAAAGAAAAAAUGGAAUCAAAGUAAGAGCAUUAUUCCAAAAUCAAAGACCAAUACUAUUAGUUUCCCUUGCCAUUACUCACUGUUUGAUGCUUGCCAUUCAGUGGAGACAAGAGAAGGAUUUCCACAAAAAUUUAUGAUUGCAAGUGAUAAUGUAUUUAAACUAAAUGAUAUAUUUUCUCCAAGAAAUACUCCUGGAACUCUGUUAACAUAUGAACAAAAUAACAUUCUUAAAUCAAUGGUUACAAAAAGAGAAGAGAAACUAGCUACGCAAAAUAAUGUAAUAGAAUUGGUAAUGAUGUUUGAUUCACUAGACUCAAAGAAUCUAUUUAAAUCAACUAAACAAUUUCAUGAAAAUAACUUGAGGAAGACAAUAGUUUCUGCAGGUCUUAAAUCAGAAGCAUUUAAAUAUGGCCCUGAGAAAAGGAGGCAAAAUAUACAAUCAUUUAAUUUAGCCCAUUCAUAUGAAUUGGUAGAUAAACUGGAGCCAAAAGUGUCUUUGAGACCUCCACAUUUUGUUAAAAAUAAAGCUAUAUUACAUAGAAAGGCAUUUUCUGGCCCACAGAUUACAAAAACACAAACAAUGUCUAAAAAAAAUAAUAUGGAAGAAAUGAAUCAAAUAUUGACACCAAAAAAUAUGCAGAGGAGAAAAACUGUUAGUGAACUACAGACAAUCAAUAAUCUAAAAUUGACUUCUAAAUGGGAAAAUAAGUUAAAGGUAAACAAUAUUUUGGAUCAGUAUCAACACAGAAAGACCUGUUUAGUAGAGAAGGCUCAAAAACAAGUGAUCGCAUCUAAAUCAAAUGCUUGCUUAAAACCAAAAAUGGAUGCCAAUUCCAGCAAUGUAUGUAAACCCUUACGUAAAUAUGGCCUUUUGUUUGAACAACCAAUUUCAUCCAGUUUGAAACCAGAAACAGAGAUGAAGCUAAACAUCACACCAACGACAGGUAGUAAAUUUCCCCACAACUUUACUCCACGGAACAAACUACUGCCACAGACUUUACAGAGACUGAAUAAUUUGUUUCAAACAGCCAAUAAUCUUGGCCAGAGGAAUUCCUGUGGAACAAAUAUUAUGUCAAAAGCAGAAAGAAAAUUUGAGCCAAAUAUUAAUUUCUCAGAAAUUAAAGAAGCAACAGCAAUUUCCAAAUUGAUAAAUUCAAAUGCAACAUUUGAGCUGGUUCACUCAAGUGAUUCAACAGAAUUUAAUGAAACAUUAGCAAUAGGACAAUCCAGUGUAAUGCAGAGAUCAUUAAUUGAGUCAAUGAAAUCCAGUAUUGUGAAUGAAUCUAUGAAAUCCAGUGAAAUAAGAUCAGCAAAAUCUAAUGAGAAACAUAAAUCAGCAGAAUCAGAUGAUAAACUUCAAUCAGAGGCACCAAAGUAUUUGCAAGGAUCAUGA